GUGCAGCAGAAGACCAAGGCAAGAUCUGUCCCUGAGUCUCAGCCACCCCAAAACAAAAUCCCAAGAUGGGCAAUAAUCUGAAAGCCAUACUUGCUUUUGUGCCCUCUAACAAGUGCCAGAAGUACCUCCUAGAAGACCUAGAAGAGAUGCCAGUAGAUAAAAUGGUCGAUCUGAGUGGAAGGCAGAUGAGGCAGCUGCCUGUGCACAUUUGCUCCUUUAGGGAACUGGUAAAGCUGUACCUGAGUGACAACAACCUGAACUAUCUGCCCCCCGAGCUGGAGCAGCUGCAAAACCUGCAGAUCUUGGCACUGGACUUCAACAACUUCAAGGCACUGCCCCUAGUCGUGUGCACGCUGAAGCAGCUGUGCAUCCUCUACCUGGGCAACAACAAGCUCUGCAGCCUGCCCCUCGAGCUCCGACUGCUGCAGAACCUCAAGACCCUCUGGAUCGAGUCCAACUGCCUGCAGUACCUGCCCGAAGUGGUGUGUGAGCUCAGCCUGCUCAAGACGCUGCACGCCGGCUCCAACGCGCUGCGCAGCCUCCCUCCGCAGCUGCGGGGCCUGCAGGAGCUGCGCACCAUCUGGCUGUCGGGAAACCUGCUGGCAGAGUUCCCUCCCGUGCUCCUGGACAUGCCCUUCCUGGAGGUGAUCGACGUGGACCGCAAUUCCAUCCGCUUCUUCCCCAGCCUUGCUCACCUCACCGGCCUGAAGCUGGUGAUCUAUGACCACAACCCCUGCAGGAACGCACCCAAAGUGGCCAGAGGGGUGCGCAGGGUGGGCAGAUGGUCAGAGGAGACCCCCGAGCCCCGCAAGCGAUCUGGGGCGGUGAUAGAAAUCACGCUGGACGAGAAGCCCUUGCUACCUCCUGCUGUCAAGACCGAGCCAGAAGCUGAGCCCUGCUGAUGCUCAACUGCCCCUUUUGGCCAAGGUGGCAGCACGCUCCCACCACUGCCCAACCUCUACCUCUCCUUCGCUUGCUGGUGUGCAGGGAGCACCACAGCACCUGGCAGUCAGCAGGAGUAUGUGCACCAGCUCAGAGAUAAUGGGACAGCAAACUUUGUACAGACACCCGUCUUUGUGCAGCAGCCAGCACUCUCCCUAGAACAGACUUCUUCCCUCUCCUGCUCCUCCCAUGCUGGGACAUGCACAGUUUACAAUAGAGAUGAAGACUCAGUUAACAUGUUUGCCAUGGGUGGACUGCAUGGAGCACACGUGGACUUGCUGCUCCUCACCUGUGGGCUCUCUUCUCCCACCUUGCUGAGGUGUCCCAGCUCAGCUGGAAGCCACUGCUCAAGGUGAUCACUGCUGAGACCUACAGUUCUAAUGCAACCCACAGCAUUGGUCUCAAAUUACUUAUCUUGAAGGCAUCCCUGUCUGCUAAGUGAGAAGUGGUAGCAGAGUCCCAGCUGAUUAUCAAGGAAGCAGCACACAGGUACAGGGGCUCUCCUCUUUCUUCCUGCAAAAUUUGUGACAGCUGUUCUGGUACUGGCAAGCAGCAUUCAAAUGAUGGUGAGGAAAGCUGUAGGCUUUGCUGCUGGGUUUUGUAACUGACAGCACUGCCUCUAAGGGCAGCUGUACAGGACAAGUUUUCACACAGGAGCAAAGAAGAAAAUCAAAGCCUGACUAAAAAGGAAAAGAAAGGAAAAGGCACAAGAGCUGCAAAGGUAAACUUGCAUGAAUAAAAUCCAGGGCUGUGAGCUGUCACUAUAGGCUUGCACAUAAUCUGAUGAGGCAAACUUUACUCAGCUGAUUUCAGCUGGGCAUUUCUCGAGUUUGCAACUUGAACUACUUCAGAUCCCCUUAAAAAUGCACUUUUUUUUUAAGCUUUGCUUGAAUUGAGUAACAAAUCUGGCUCAAAGUGGCAUUUUAAACAUUAGACUUGGUUUACUUUAGCAUGGUUGAACUUUAGGUGACAACUUUUUUAGUAAGAGUGGAGAGCCCUUGGUGGCACACUCUGAGUAGAACUGUCUCACCAGCACAGCAUGCAGAAGCGGCAGCUGACUUCCCAGAAAAGGUCUGAUUCCAUGCCAGUCCAUGACUGCUUAAUGUCAUCUACAUGCUUGAAAAAUUAUCUGGAAAUAUGCAGACUCUGCUAGCACUUGUUGUCUUGUUAAAUGAAAUCUAAAUUUGCACCUGGCUGGCACCCAUGUAGUGUGCUACUAGUCAAAUAAAUAAAAGUAUACUAGCAUCUUGC
Messenger RNA from Oenanthe melanoleuca, 2193 nucleotides. RefSeq names its product leucine rich repeat containing 10 (gene LRRC10). The coding region runs from base 66 to 902 and encodes 278 amino acids. Gene Ontology annotation, molecular function: protein binding. The record is from RefSeq and is a predicted model, not a curated record. NCBI's taxonomy places the organism in Eukaryota, Metazoa, Chordata, Aves, Passeriformes, Muscicapidae. The transcript has a single exon.